CGCAACUUGGGGGAACAACUACACGUGAAUGCAUCAAUGAAUCCUGCGGGCUUGAGGGGAAUUCGUGAAUUAAGUAGCUGAGUGGGUUUACGUAUGCAAACAUUAAAGUUAGCAAUAGCAUAUCAGUAUUUAUGUCGGAUAAUGUUGCAAGUAAAGCCAUGGAUUGCUUUCAGAAUCCUGAGUUGAAGCCCUUAGAAGAAUUAAAAUUCAAGAUAACCAACGAUGGAAUCACUCGGGAGGUAGCAGCUCUGAGCGAAAACUGGGUGGAAAAACGUUACUACCUUCAUUAUGUAAUGCCAGAAAUUUACACAGGCGAUGGAAUUGAAAUUAUGGGAGCAAAAGAAGAAUGGCUAGAGCUUGUCAAUCAUAUAAUACAAGAUUUAAAAUGGCUCUUGUGUCUUCCCCACCAUAAGUUUUGGUCUCAUAUUAUUUAUGAGCCAUUUAUAACGAACAUUUUAGUAUCUGUUCUUCAAGAGAGUCCGCCGUUUUAUGCUCUUGAAAACUUUCCCGAUGUCCCUGAAAUGAAGGAUGCUGUAAAUCUACUACAGCAGUUGGUAUUAUUAACAUUUGUUCGGCUAGUAACAAACCGAGAAAACUCUGAGAACUACAUGGAUCCAGUUGUUCAGGGUAAAUUGCUUUAUGACAACUACAUAUUUACCAUCGCUAUAAUAUGGGAUCUCUGUCAACUCUAUGGAAGAGAAAACAGGAAGACUGUCGAACAUGUUAUACAUACACUGUUCAAAAUUCAACCACUCUACGAAGAUGAUUUGGAAAAAUCUAUUCCAUUUCUGAUCCAGGUUUUUCGAGGAAUAGAGCAAAGGUUUGAAGACUGUCCUGUUCCCUUCUCUGGAGAAGUUGUCUCAUUGUGCGAAAGGGGUGGUGCUAGUGGAGAUAUUACAUUAAGCAUCCUAGAAGACCAUGUUAUACACCUCUUAGAUGUGUCGUCAAGUCUUGCUAUUGUCUUAGAAAUCUACCCAGCUGGCGCUAGAAUUUUUCAUAAAAGAGACUUUAUGAACAGGAUAAUCAUGGUCUAUGAAAAUAUUGUGCCAGAAAUGUAUAAAAGGCUUGAACAGUUAGCAUAUACUGAAGAAACCAUGGAAAAAUACUUUGAAAUUGAACAUCGAUUAGAUGUUACAAGGGUGGAAAUGCUAAAACUAUAUAGAUCUAUAAUAUUUAUCUCAAUAAAUGAUAUACUGGAGAAAACGAAUGAAUUGACUGAAGUAGAGAUAAAGGAACAUGUGGAUAGAUAUCUUGGUGUUUUACUAGAUGCAUUAGCAGAGAAAGAAUUCAUAAACGAUUACCACCAGAUGUAUCCAAUUGACGUGGAUCUAGACGUCUUGGCACAUAUUUGCCCUGAAGUUGAUGCGAUGAAGUGUGAUUUUAUCCUGCAGUCUUUGUAUGCAUCGCUAAGUGAUACAAGUCAAAUAACACGGAUCGCUGAUAAAUCGAAAUCGAAGCCGAGUGUUCGUCUGGAAAAUAAUUUUGAAAAUGCCUUCAACAAUAUGCCUUCAACAAGUCAAAGUCAGCCUGAGGAAACAUUAAAUACUAAUAAAACCACUGUGGAGCUAGCCUCUCUUAUUACCAAAGUGAAAGACAUUCUACCUCACUUGGGCGAAGGUUAUAUUGAGAAAUGUUUGAGGCACUAUAAUAAUGAUAGUGAAUCUGUGGUAAACGCUGUCUUAGAGGACUCCCUACCAUCUGAUAUCAAGGAAUUGGAUCCAACGCUACCGUACAUCCCUCCUGAUCCUAUGGAGGCAUCAGUUGCAGUCGAUCUGGCCACAGGUAUGGAGAGAUUAAACGUAUUUGACAAUGACGAAUUUGAUGUCAUGACAAGGGACCACAUUGAUGCAUCGAAAGUACACAAAGGCAAAAGAAAAGACAAGCACAAGAAUCUAAAUGAGCUGCUUAAUGACAAAUCUUAUAAGGAAGAACUGCACAGUGUGUACUCAAAAUAUAGCUUGAUCACAGACGAUUAUGAAGAUGAGUACGACGACACAUAUGAAAGUCAAGACGUUGGCUUAAGUGCUCGUGAUGAAGCAACUGAAAUGGAUGCCCGACCAUUUACAGUUCCAAGGGUGCUUCAAACACGAAGUAAAUAUGAAAGUCCUUCAGAUGAUGACGAAGAUGAGCAGGAUCAAAAUGCAAAAACCAGCACAAAUAGUGACAGAACUCAGUUUGUGCAAGAUCCAGCUGUUUUACGUGCUAAAGCAGAAGAACGAAGGCUCUCUAAACGUGGAGACCAUAUCCGGAAACCUACUAGGGCACAAGAAAAGGAUGUAGUUGGCAAGCCAAAGGGCCAAGGUCAAGACAAAAAAGUAGUCAUAAACAGGGAAAAUAAAAAUACGCACAAAUCAUCAAGAGCUAAUCAUAAUCGUCGUACGGGUGCUCAGUGGAAAAGAAAUCAAGGGAUGGUUCCCUCUUAGGUUGAUGGGUGAAAAGUUAUUAUCCACUCGCAUGUAAUGUUCUAGACAUAACUUUUGUUAUACAUAUGUGAUCUCGACAAUUGGUUACUUUCGAAAAAAAAUUACUGUCAAUAAUCUACUUGAUCAAGAAUCUACCGAGUACGAUACAUUAUAGCUGUGUACAAGACCAAUGAUUUAUUUGGCAGAGUUUUUAAGCAACACAACAGAAUUGAUAAAAUACUUCAUACUGGCCUGUUGGAUAAAGUUAUUACAAAAUAGAAAAUGCAAAAGUUCACUUUCGAUUUUCUCAAAAUAAUCAAGAUGAUAUUACUUGAUGAAUUGUACAAAUAAUAAUACUGACAGUGCAAAGUAGCAGCUAUUCAUUGAAAUGGAUAAUAAUGGUAGUAUAGAUACACCUGUUGGUGUUAUAUAAGAAUAGUUUGUCAAAAUAAAAUAAUGGUUUUGAGGCAGGUGGCGAUCAAUCAUUACAGGGAGACAUAAUUUCGGCACACGUCAAUGGAUUCGUCUAUCCUAUUUAGAGGUGGGAAUGAAAAGUAUAAAUUCAACAAUAUGCAGACAUGUUUUGUAUCUAUUAACAAAAGUAUUGACGACUGGAACGUAGAUGCUCACAAGAAAGCACAUGUAUAUGUAUCGUACAUCAUAUAUCUCGUGAUAUGCACUUAAAGUUGACUAAUGAAUCUUGCAAAAAAAUAAAAUUCCUUGCACAUAUGA
Molecule: messenger RNA, 3134 nt
Organism: Neodiprion fabricii
Lineage: Eukaryota; Metazoa; Arthropoda; Insecta; Hymenoptera; Diprionidae
Product: activating signal cointegrator 1 complex subunit 2
Exons: 14
Coding region: 132-2423 (763 amino acids)
Biological process (GO): regulation of DNA-templated transcription
Molecular function (GO): ubiquitin binding
Source: RefSeq, a predicted model, not a curated record